GCCGAGGAGCUGGCGCAGCGGCUGCGGGCGGCGCUGCGGGAGGAGGAGCCGCGGUGCGGGCGGGCGAGUGGGGCAGGCGCGGGGCGCGGUCUGAGGGCGCGGUCCGGGCUCAGACGGUGGGUCCCCGGAUCUCCGCAGGGCCGUGGAGCAGCUGCUGCGCCUGGGCGCGGACCCUAACCUGGUACUGGCGGACGGCGCGGCGGCCAUGCACUUGGCGGCCCGAGCCUGCCACCCUCGCGGGCUGCGCUGCCUGGACGCGCUGCUGCGGCGCGGCGGGGACCCCAACGCACGGUCGGACGAGGCCCUGACGCCGCUGCAUGUGGCGGCCGCCUGGGGCUGCCGCCCGGGCUUGGAGCUGCUGCUGAGUUGGGGAGCGGACCCCCAGCUGCUUGACCAGGACGGACUCCGCGCUGGGGACCUGGCGAAGCAGCAGGGCCACCACGACUGUGUCCAUGUCCUGCGAGAAUUCGCUCCGCACACUUGCACCCUGAGCCGGACCCGGGACCCGGACCGGGACCCUGCUGAGCCCCAGGAGGGCGGUGAGUGGGCCCCCAGCGGCACCACCUCUGGUCCAGUUCUGCUUGUUCAGACCCGGACACUGUCCCGCGGGGAUCACCCUCCUGAGUGCCACCCAAUUCUUCCCAUCCGGCCCCGAAGUCUCCCUGAUCCCCUCUGCUCCAUCUGCCCAGAUCCCCAGGGGAUGGGACCGGCCUCCAGCCGCAGCAGGACCCUAGACAGGAGAGCUGCGGACAAAGGCGGAGGCAAGAAUGCAGGCCCUGGUCCUGGUCGGGGCCUCCCCUGCUGUCUAGCCGACCCUCAGGCUGUUCCCGACACCAGCUCCAAUGCCUCCUUCGUCACGGCAGCCGAGGACCCUGCCCCAGGACCCUCUCUCCCUGCCCGACCUGCGACCCCCGCCAAGCAGGGGCCCCUGAGUUGGGAGGGGCCCGAGCUGGGGCUUGGCGGGCAUGCAGGGACCCCUGAGGUGGAGCUCUGUGCUGGUCUGCAGGCGCUGGCCCUGGCCUCCCCUACCACCGAGUCCUGCCUGGACAGAGCACUGGCCACCUCCUGGCAGGUAGGGGAGAAGGCCAGUGCUGGGGAGCCGUGCCACAGGUGCUCCCCGGGCGUCCCCCAGUCGGACCUGGAGCUCCUGCAGGGACUGCGGGCGCUGGGGGCUAGCCCUGGCCCGGUCACGCCCUUCACCCGGCCACACUACCUUCGGCGCCUGCGUGAAGCCCGAACUGCCUGUGGCUCCAACUUCUCAGGGCACAGCCCGGAGCUGGCGGAGGCCCUGCGGACUGGCCAGAUCCCGGACGCCCAGGAAGACGAGGACGCUCUGGCGCGGCAGUUUGAGCGGCCGGAUCCCAGCAGGCGUUGGCGGGAGGGCGUGGCCAAGGGCAGCUUUACUUACCUGCUGCUGGACCCCAGGGAGACGCAGGACCUACUGUCCCGGGCCUCGCCCCUGUCCCUGGUGGACCGCCUCAGGACCUUUGUCCGGGCCAUCUUCUACGUGGGUAAAGGGAGCCGGGCCCGGCCCGAUGCCCACCUGUGGGAGGCUCUGGGCCACCACCGGUGCCCCGUGAAACAGCACCCUCAGGCCUCCCCGAAGGUCCUACGGAUCCUGGACAUAUGGGCGAGUGGGCGCGGUGUGGUCUCACUGCUCUGCUUCCAGCAUGCCGUGGCCGCCGAGGCAUACACCCGCGAAGCCUGUCUGGUGGCAGCUCUAGGGAUCGGGAUGCUGACAAACCAGAAACAAGGACACUUCUACGGGGUGGCGGCCAACUGGCCCCACGCCCAGCGCUGCAGGCUGGGCGUGCACCUGCUGCACCGGGCCCUCCUCAUCUUUCUGGCUGAGGGCCAACGAGAGCUGCGUCCCGAGGACAUCCAUGAGCGUGGCUGAGUGCGCUGAGGCAGCGGGUCUCCAGCCGCCCUGAGCCGGAGGAAAGCCAGCUCUGCAGUAGACGGCCUGCUGUGAUGCGGAGGGAAGCAGGGAGGGCCUGGUUACGGCCGAGGGAGGAUACUCGGAUCCUGGUGCUGUGCAUGCCCUGGGAGCGGACAUGGAGUUUGCCUUCGUCUCCCUGGAGGUCCACACAGCCAGUGGCAGGUGGGGGUGUGGGUGGAAUCCACCAAGCUCAGAGGUGUGGGUGCUUUAGUUGGGGGCCAUAUAAAAUGGGGUGCCCUGCAUCAAGUGGGGUGUCCCCACUGGCAAAACUUGUGUUGCAGCCAUUGACCGGGAACUCAGUGGGUCUGAACCUGUUCCAGGGAGCAAGUCUGUGAGAUUCUGCUUGCCAGGGCAGCCCAGGCCCAGUGGGGAGAUCUGCAGGACAGCAUGGUGACAGGGUGGGGGGAUGGCUGGCCCCACCUGGGCUCAUGGCUAUGUCCUUGAAGUCAUCUCUUCCCCCCACCCCAGCCCAGUUACACUGGGGCCAGGAACCUCGACUACCCCCACAUGCAGCAUCCUUUGGUCUAUCCCUAGCACAGCACCAGGGCCAGGGGUGACACUGGACCUUACGAGGUCAUAGACACAAGUGGUUCUCUGACAGAGCCCUACACACCACCUCGUUGGGUGCAAGGCCUGCCUGUCAUGGUGGUGCAACCAGCCAGACCCUGCAGGAAGUGGGCUGUGGGCCUCAGCUUGCAUGAACUCUGAGACUCUGCAGAGCCCCUGGCACCUGGAAAAAAUGAUCACCUAAAAGAUGAGCUUUCUUUUCUUUGCUUUUUGGAUCACACCCAGUGAUGCACAGGGGUUACUCCUGGCUCUGCACUCAGGAAUUACCCCUGGCGGUACUCGGGGGACCAUAUGGGAUGCAGGGAAUUGAACCUGGGUUGGCCGCGUGCAAGGCAAACUCCCUACCUCCGUGCUAUCGCUCCAGCCCCAAGAUGAACUUUCUUCAACAGUUUCUCAGUCCAGUCUCUCCUGGUCCUGAGCAUGGGGGGCACUGCACCCCCACACUCUUUCUACCAGGCUCUCUUCCCGCCACCCUCUCCCCAGCUGUGUUCAUCAAAAAUGUCUUCAGGAUUCCCAAAGGAGGAAACCCCAAGAGGUGACCCCUGCCUCAAACAAGGCAGUUCUCUUCUCCAUCUACAGCUGCAAACAAAGGGGCUCAGGAGGAAAUGACCUGCACUGGGGCAGGAAGUGGGUGGGGAGCUGGCUCACAGGGCAAUGCUGGAUGUGCCCCACCCCCUAAAAAAAUACCCUGACUUAGGAAAAAAGAUCGUGAUAAUCAAACAGUGUGGUCCUGGGCGACGGU
Messenger RNA from Sorex araneus (European shrew), 3248 nucleotides. RefSeq names its product ankyrin repeat and LEM domain containing 1 (gene ANKLE1). Bases 206 to 1897 code for a protein of 563 amino acids. Lineage: Eukaryota; Metazoa; Chordata; Mammalia; Eulipotyphla; Soricidae. The transcript has 7 exons. The record is from RefSeq and is a predicted model, not a curated record. Gene Ontology annotation, molecular function: protein binding; endonuclease activity.